AUGGAAAUGAAACGAGUCCGUGUGACACACCAUAAGCAGUUUGCUUUCUUGGUUGAUCGGAUGGAAGCACAUCCGUCGGUUGUUAGAGGGCAAAAAUUUUGCGAGGUUUGGAUAGAUCAUAAAAACACAAUUAAACAAAAGUUAUCCUACAACAAUCGCGAGGCUAUAGCUACCGGUGGUGGGCCGAAUACAACGAUAUUAUUAUCACCAAAUGAAGAUGCAGUUGUUAAACUGCUGUUCCUGGACAAGACGGAUUUGGUCUGCCUGUAA
Messenger RNA from Ochlerotatus camptorhynchus, 270 nucleotides. RefSeq lists its product as uncharacterized. NCBI's taxonomy places the organism in Eukaryota, Metazoa, Arthropoda, Insecta, Diptera, Culicidae. The transcript is spliced from 4 exons. The coding region runs from base 1 to 270 and encodes 89 amino acids. The record is from RefSeq and is a predicted model, not a curated record.